This is a messenger RNA of Lepisosteus oculatus (spotted gar), 2631 nucleotides long. RefSeq names its product mitochondrial ribosomal protein L23 (gene mrpl23). Gene Ontology annotation, molecular function: structural constituent of ribosome. Gene Ontology annotation, biological process: mitochondrial translation. Gene Ontology annotation, cellular component: mitochondrial large ribosomal subunit; ribosome. The record is from RefSeq and is a predicted model, not a curated record. Lineage: Eukaryota; Metazoa; Chordata; Actinopteri; Semionotiformes; Lepisosteidae.
AGUGGAGGAACCGGAAAUAGUGACAUUUCCCCAUGUGAGAAGGAGAAAUAAACAGGACUUUCUGAAUUGGAGUGGUUAUAAGUUGAACAUGGCGAGGAGAGUUAUCUAUCCCCUCUACCAGAUCGGGAACCCCCAGCUGAGGAUAUUUCGAACCAAUUUCUUCAUGACCCUGGUGAGGCCUGGCAAAGAACAGCCGCCUGAUACCGUGCAGUUCAGAAUCCCUAUGGAAAUGACCAAGUGUGAUGUGAAGAACUACCUUGAAAAAAUCUACAGUGUACCUGUAGGAGCUGUGAGAACGAGGAUCCAGUACUGUACGAAUAAGAAGAGAAAUCACUUAAACCAGAGGGUGAAACGUCCUGAUUACAAAGUGGCCUAUGUCCAGCUGGCUCAGCAGCAGACAUUCCAGUUCCCUGAUAUCUUCCCUGAGAAGGACAAGACGGCUGAGCCGGGUUCUGUGGAGGAUUUUCAGGACAAGUUUAUGGAGGACGAGAAGCAGAGACAGAAGGCAGACCCCAGGCGAGGGGGGGUGACAGAGUGGUUUGGCCUUUAAGGAUGGGUAACCCCUUUUCUGCAGUACAAGAAAAUCAAGUCAGACUGUGACUGGAGUCUUACGUGCGCCAGGAGGACAUUUCUAAUUGUUAAACUCAACAGCUCUAUUCUGAUGUCUAGGCCCCUACGACAUGAAACAACUGCCUGUUAAUUUACCUUCACAAACCUCUGAUUCACCUCAGCUGCCCCACAGCGGAACUGGACUCUGUUUUGUCACCCGCAGUCAGCAUAUCAACAGCUCCAUCUUUGCAGCAGACAGCCCCUGAGUGUUUAUAAAGCCACUCCCUUUUUAUUUGUGUACAUGUGUGAGAAACAUAAGCUGAGGUCAGGCUACAGAUGAUCUAAGGUCAUCUUUUUUAUUUUCCACUGAGCUCUGUUUAGGUAAUUAGACACCUUCUCGCACAAUAAGGUCAGCAAUUAAAAAGUUCAAUGGAAAUGUUGAGCACUGAAUGCCAUUAUACAGUAGUACCAUUUUUACCUCUACAGAGGACGGCCUGUGCCUUCUGACUGUGAAAGCCCAUUAUGUUUAUGAAAUCGGUAAUAAGGCCAUCUCAGGUUCCUUUUUUGUUCACUCCAGCCCUCUCAGGUACAACACUAAGAGAUAUUUGUUGUGCGGCAGUGGUUCUUCAGCUGUAUGAGCCCUGAAUUCUUCCUGUUUGGUGGUUGUGCAGCUGUGCAGUUGUUGGGGUCUGAAAUGGAAGCACUGACAGUUUAAGGGGGUAUUAUGUACUGUGGCCUGAUACACAGUUCACAUGAGUUAUGAAACCAAGCUGGGGUAGUGACGGUGAACAGAAUGUUAGUGCAAAACUUUAAAAAUUAUAGAAUUAAAUCUACUUGUGACCUUGGUCUAUCUGUAGUAAUCGCAGAUUUCAAAUUGCAAAAGGUGAAAGUACAGGUUUUUCUUUGCUCAGGAGAGAAAUUAUAUGUAAUUUAAUCAAUUUUAAUCAAAGGGACCUAUUACACAUGAGAAUAAUAUGCUGUAGGGUCAGUGAAAUUAUUUUAAUAGAACCCAUUAUAUAAUUUAAUUUGAAAUAUAAAUUCAUUUGUAUUCAUAGAUGGUCCUUUCCUAGUAAAUUUAAACAUCUAUGCACUAGAUUAAACUUCUAACAGGUGCUUAGAAGAUAGCUACCAUUAGAAAUAACAAAGAGAGAAACUUGUACACAACUAGUUAUGCAAACAUCAGUGUACUGACGUUCUGGUCUGUAUCAUACCAAAACAUUAUUUUACUACCAAGAGCAUAACUGCAAAAGAGCAGCACAUGAAAGACCUUAUUUUUCCUCAUUUAAUGCAAUACCAAUACGUUCAUUACAACCAUACCAUAUCUUGUCAUUUAGGCUUUUUUUUUGUACUGCCAUGUUCUACUCCUUAACCAGUUUCUCUACAUACAUACGUGACGUAAAGGAGACCAAUUAAACCAAAACUAGAAAGUGAAUGAGAAACUACAUUAAUGCUAUCUAGUGACCUCUGUGAGUCACUUAAAGCAAAUUCCUUCAGUAUUCCUCUUAGUGUUGAUGAUGCUUGGUAUUUCUGUAAAGGUCUCACAAUCAUGGCUGUGUCAGUGUGAUUAAUUUUAUAAUAAUCUUGAUACAGAUAAAAAUUGGUUGUUUUGAUAACUGCUUAAAAAGAUUUUUAAGUAAACACAUUUUACCAGACAUUAUUUUUAUUUGUUCCCUUCUGGUUCCUGUCUGGUAUUUUGUUGCUUUUGUAGUUGAGUGUAUAAUAAAGAUUGUAAUCUCUCGUGCUGUGACCUCAGUUCAAAGUAUCAUUGUGGAAUCAUUUCAUAUUUUGGAAUGUUUUGAGAAUGUGUAUGUUUUCACUUGUGCAGUCCAUAAACUGCCCUUGUUUGAGAUUGUGAAACAGCUUUGUGAAAUAUUUGUCGUGUUAACUCCUCAUUACAGAGUACUCAUUGCUCAUUUUCUGCUUCAUUGUUUAGACUUGGAUGUGCAGAUUUUUCUCAGCUGAAAGUGUCAGAAGAGUAAUACACAGAAAUUAGUUUGGGGAGAAAAAAAAACAACAUUUGUAAAACAUUUCUUUCAAAGUUACAAGUCACACCAAUAAAAUCCAGAGUGUUGUUAUCCUGUG